Messenger RNA from Pantherophis guttatus, 1231 nucleotides. NCBI's taxonomy places the organism in Eukaryota, Metazoa, Chordata, Lepidosauria, Squamata, Colubridae. The record is from RefSeq and is a predicted model, not a curated record.
AAGGAGACUCACAAAUAAAUACGGAGAAGGCAGAGGGGAAGAAAGGAUGGAAAAGGAUGGAUGGAUGGAAGGAAUGCAAAGAAGGGAUAGAAGGAGGGAAGGAAGGUAGGAAGGAAAGCAAAGAGGGAAAGGAAAGGAGGAAGGCAGGCAGGCAGAAGGGAAGGAAAGAAGGAAGGCAAAGAGGGAAAGGAAGGAAAAAGAUGGAUGGAAGGAAGGAACGCAAAGAAGGGAUGAAAGGAAGGAGGGAAGGAAGGCAAAGGGGGAGGAAGGCAAAGAGGGAAAGGAAGGCAAAGAAGGGAUGGAAGGAAGAAGGGAAGGAAGGUGCAGAGGGGAAGGAAGGAAGGAAAAGGAUGGAUGGAUGGAAGGAAUGCAAAGAAGGGAUAGAAGGAGGGAAGGAAGGUAGGAAGGAAGGCAAAGAGGGAAAGGAAAGGAGGAAGGCAGGCAGGCAGAAGGGAAAGAAAAAAGGAAGGCAAAGAGGGAAAGGAAGGAAAAAGAUGGAUGGAUGGAAGGAAGGAAGGCAAGAAUGCAAAGAAGGGAGGGAAGGAAGGAGGGAAGGAAGGCAAAGAGGGAAAGGAAGGAAAAGGAUGGAUGGAAGGAAGGAACACAAAGAAGGGAUGAAAGGAAGGAGGGAGGAAGGCAGGCAGGCAGAGGGGAUGGAAGGAAGGAAGGCAACGAGGGAAAGGAAGGAAAAGGAUGGAUGGAAAGAAGGAAGGAAUGCAAAGAAGGGAUGGAAGGAAGGAGGGAAGGUAGGUAGGAAGGAAGGCAAAGGGGAAGGAAGGGAGGAAGGAAGGAAGGCAAAGGGGAAGGAAGGGAGGGAAGCAAAGAGGAAAAGAAUGGAAGGAAGGCAAAUGUUCCUCGAAGCCCCCAAUUUGGCACCGGCCUCUUUGGUGAGUUCCAAGCGAGCCCAGAGAGAAGCCAGCCCGAAGUCCCCUUCUUCCCCCCUCCCCUUUUCCCUGUGGGAUUUUCCUCGAGUCUUGCAGUGGGCUCGAGUCUGCCCCUAUACCUGUCGAAGAGUGAACACCUGCCAAGGGUUUUUCCCUCCCCCACCCCAGGUGAAAAGACAACGCAGGGCCCUGGAGAGCCCUCCGGCAGUUGUCGGCGCCGAUCGGAACGGGGAAAAUCGGUCCGUGGUUGCUUAGCAAAAAGAGCCCAGAUCCCUACGCGGAAUCUGGUUUUGACACUUUUUAAGCCUUAGAGAAAAACCAGCCAUCGUGCCACCUCUUCGGUUCCU